Tupaia belangeri chinensis (Chinese tree shrew) is the source of this 4916-nucleotide messenger RNA. RefSeq names its product synaptopodin 2 like (gene SYNPO2L). Gene Ontology annotation, molecular function: actin binding. Gene Ontology annotation, cellular component: actin cytoskeleton; Z disc; nucleus. Lineage: Eukaryota; Metazoa; Chordata; Mammalia; Scandentia; Tupaiidae. The coding region runs from base 518 to 3460 and encodes 980 amino acids. The record is from RefSeq and is a predicted model, not a curated record. The transcript is spliced from 5 exons. Gene Ontology annotation, biological process: positive regulation of actin filament bundle assembly.
GCUUUUUCCCAGGACCUUGGGCUUUGUGGGGCAAACCCAGCCAUUUCUUGCCAGUUUUGGAACUGAAGCCCCUGAAAUGACAUUGGAGAAAAGCAGUUGUGAUCAGUCCGUGAUCCUGUGGAGGAAGGCACAGUCCUUAAAAGGGUAUACAUAAUUAUAGAGCCCAGAGAGCCAGUAUUCAAGUUCUGAGUAAAAACCCUAUGCAGGAGAAAGGGGGACAUGGAGGGCAGAAGUUUGAACUAUAAUUAGUGCUAAGAGUAACAUAGCUGGGAGAGGGAGGGGAGUACAGCCGGCAACUAUUUUGAGCACAGCUCCGAUUGACGGGACACGUGUGCUGGACUGUACUGAUCCCAGGGCCAAGUUGCCUGCCUGUGGUGUGUGGUGUGUGGUGUGGGGGGGAGGCCUGGGGCAGCAGGAGCAGGACAGCCGGACAAGCAGGCCGGACGGGGUACCAGCACCUUGACUUCUCUCCCUGGGACAUUGUCCAAACUCCGGAGGCCAUAAGCCAAGCUGAGUGAUGGGUGCUGAGGAAGAGGUGCUGGUCACACUAUCAGGGGGAGCCCCCUGGGGCUUCCGACUUCAAGGGGGGGCCGAGCAGAGGAAACCCUUACAGGUGUCCAAGAUUCGAAGACGGAGCCAGGCUGGCAGAGCAGGACUCCGAGAGAGGGACCAGCUCUUGGCAAUCAAUGGGGUCUCUUGCACCAGCUUUUCUCACGCCAGUGCCAUGAGCCUCAUUGAUGCCUCAGGGAAUCAGCUUGUCCUCAGCGUACGGAGGGUAGCAGAUGAGGGGCCUGUACGAUCUCCAUCCCCUGGUGAGCUUCAGGUACUAUCACCUUUAUCUCCGCUGAGUCCUGAGCCUCCUGGUGCUCCAGUUUCCCAGCCUCUCCAGCCUGGAAGUCUUCGCUCACCUCCUGACAGUGAAGCUUACUAUGGAGAGACAGACAGUGAUGCUGAUGGCCCUGCCACCCACGAGAAGCCCCGCCGAACCCGCCGCCGAGGCCCCACAAGGCCAACUCCUCCAGGAGCCCCACCGGAUGAGGUCUACCUGUCUGACAGCCCUGCAGAGCCAGCACCUGCCAUCCAUAGCCCUCCCAGCCAGGGUGACAGCCGUGUGAGCUCCCCAUCUUGGGAGGACAGGACAGCUCUUCAGCCACCCCCAGCUGAGGCCCUGUUGCUACCCCACGGCCCCCUCCGUCCUGGUCCACAUCUCAUUCCUAUGGUGGGACCUGUUCCCCAUCCUGUGGCAGAAGAUCUUACUACCACCUACACACAGAAGGCCAAGCAAGCCAAACUACAACGUGCAGAGAGUCUCCAAGAGAAGAGUGUGAAGGAGGCCAAGACCAAAUGCAGGACGAUUGCAUCUCUACUAACUGCAGCCCCCAACCCCCACUCCAAGGGCGUGCUGAUGUUUAAGAAACGGCGGCAGAGAGCCAAGAAGUAUACCCUAGUGAGCUUUGGAGCUGCGGCUGGGACAGGUGCGGAAGAGGAGGACGGCGUCCCCCCAACCAGCGAGUCCGAGCUGGACGAAGAGGCCUUCUCUGACGCCCGCAGUCUCACCAAUCAGUCGGACUGGGACAGCCCCUAUCUGGACAUGGAGCUGGCCAGGGUGGGCUCAGGAGCAGCAGAGGGCCACGGGCCCAGGCUGGGAGGGCAGCUGAGCGAGGUCUCUGGGCGAGGGGUCCAGCUCUUUGAACAGCAGCGCCAGCGCGCAGCCUCCAGCACCCAGGAGCAGGCUCCAGUUGGCCCAGCAGCCACGCUCAAUGGGCGGGGCCUGCAGUCACCCCCUCGGGCCCAGAGUGCUCCGCCGGAGGCGGCUGGGCUCUCAUCCAGUCCUUUGCUGGCCCCCGUGGCCAGCCCCAGCCCCUUCCUCCCUAGUGGUGGAGCUUCCAACCCAGCUCCAAGCAUCUUUAACCGGUCGGCCAGGCCCUUUACCCCCGGCUUACAAGGGCAGCGCCCUGGUACCACCUCGGUUAUUUUCCGGCCUCUAGCCCCCAAGAGGGCGAAUGAAAGCCUGGGAGGCCCGAGUCCCGCCCCACCCCCGUUUUUGUCCUCUUCGCAAGGGCCCAGCCCUCAGCCUAGCUUCACCUCAGGGGCUCCCAGCCACUUGCCAGCUUUGCAUUCCCCCAGCACCUCACGUUCCUCAGGCGCGGUUACGGCCACCAGCUCCCUCUACAUCCCAGCUCCCAGUCGGCCUGUCACCCCAGGUGGUACCCCAGAGUCCCCAGCUCCUUCUAGCGCAGCAGCCAUGACCUCCACCGCUUCUAUCUUCCUAUCCACGCCUCUGAGACCUUCUGCACAUCCAGAGGCGCCCGCCCCAGGCUCCGCGGCCCCUGAGUCACCCAGUGCUCGGGAGCAGCGCAUCUCUGUGCCAGCUGCCCGCACCGGCAUCCUACAGGAGGCCCGGCGCAGGGGGACACGGAAGCAGAUGUUUCGGCCGGGAAACGAAGAGCCGAAGAACUCGCCCAACCCCGAACUGCUGUCGUUGGUGCAGAACCUGGAUGAAAAGCCUCGGGCCGGGGGUGCUGAAUCCGGUCCUGAGGAGGAUGCUCUGAGCCUUGGAGCUGAAGCCUGUAAUUUCAUGCAGCCACCAGGGGGCAGGAGUUACAAGACCCUGUCUCAUGUGACACCUAAAACCCCACCUCCAAUGGCUCCCAAGACCCCACCUCCUAUAACCUCUAAGACUCCGCCCCCAGUGGCACCUAAGCCGGCAUCUCGAGGGUUCCUUGAUGGGUUAGUAAAUGGGGCAGCCCCUUCUGCUGGAAUCCCUGAGCUACCAAGGCUUCAGGGCAGGGGUGGGGAGCUGUUUGCCAAGCGGCAGAGCCGUGCGGACAGGUAUGUGGUGGAAGCUACACCUGGUCCUAGCUUUGGCCCUGGAGCCCGGCCAAGAAGUCCUUCUCCUACCCCUUCGCUGCCCCCUUCCUGGAAAUACUCACCUAACAUCCGUGCUCCACCUCCUAUUGCUUACAACCCACUGCUCUCACCCUUUUUCCCCCAGGCUGCCCGAACUCUCCCUAACAAGGCCCAAUCCCAGGGGCCUCGAGCAACCCCAAAGCAAGGCAUCAAGGCCCUAGAUUUCAUGCGACAUCAGCCCUACCAACUUAAAACUGCCAUGUUUUGUUUUGAUGAGGUUCCUCCAACUCCUGGCCCCACCUCCGCAGGGCCUCCCAAGACUGCCCGAGUCCAGGAGAUCCGCCGAUUUUCUACUCCGGCACCUCAGCCCACUACAGAGCCCCUGGCUCCCACUGUGCUUGCUCCCCGAGCUGCCACCACACUGGAUGAGCCUAUCUGGAGGGCAGAGCUGGCCUCAGCCCCUGUUCCUAGUCCUGCCUCUCCUCCGGAGUCUUCUAGGGGAGUUGGGGCCCCAAGCUCUUGCGGUUUCCAGGUAGCCAGGCCCCGAUUCUCUGCCACCAGAACAGGGUUGCAGGCUCAUGUGUGGAGGCCUGGGACAGGACACCAUUGAACACGGCACAGGUCCCAGGACCAAGGAGAGGUGGAACAUUCAGUUCUAAAAUUGCUUCUCCUACCCUAUCCCUGUCCCUUCUGUCGGGCACCUGAGUGUUAAAUUUCCUCCUGCCACAGAUAGUUUUGGAGUCCGUGUCCCAUUCCCUAGAUUCCUCUUCACUCCCCACUCCCUGCUGCUUUCCAAUCUACUAUCCCUGCUUUGGUAGCUUUGCUUCUCUUUGUCUCUCAAUUUAUAAUCAAGCCUCUCUGCCCAUACUCCUCCACAGGUCUCUUCAUAUUUGGCUUUACUCUGUGGGCCUGUUUUAAUGUUAAGCACACAGAGUAGAAGUUACCAUUGGGAACUGAGGCAACUGCAAAGGGACUGAACUGAGCCAUGUUUGCCCCUCCCUGCUCCUCACUCUGUUAUCCCAAGCUUGACUGGCAUGCACCUAGGCAUGUGUGUAUGUGCAACUGAGUGUGCGUAUGUACAAAUGUGCUCUUCUGUCUGAGGCGAGAGUUAAAGGGGAAGUCUGGAGACAGAUCUGAGUCUAUCCUUGUACUGAUAGCAGGAUCAGAUAUGCCCAUGUGGAGUCUAAAGGGGACAAAGAGAUUCACUAGAGAAUAAUUCUGAAAGAGACCAGAGUUUGCAGCAGGUGCACAGCAUCUUGCAAAACUGUUGGAGUCUGAGAAGACUGAAGGGGUCAGAUAGUUUUCAUGGGCUGAAUUAUACCAGCCAGACCAGGACUAAAACUAAAAAUUCUUCUAUUUCUUAGGAUUUCAGGGAGUUAGCAACUGGAGCAACCCAGUAACCAGGAAGUGAAAAAAAGAGAAAAUUUCCUCAGAGAAUGAACAAAUUAUUGGCUUCAUUGCCUCAUGAGCCCAAGACAGAAAGGAGGGAGAAGGGUGUGGAGAGUGAAGCAGAAACCAGAAGCAAGCAGAAAUGAGUGAAAGUGACUGAGCCACAGUGAGGAGCAUGGUAAGAGAGUCAGUACUGAUCGAAAGCAAAGCUGGAUAACAAGAAACCAGCAGAGUACGAGAGGGAGAUUGGGGAAAAACUGAGGUAUAAGGAUGUAUUAAGAGUGAAAGGGGGCAGUGGUGGAGGGAGGUAUAAGGGUGUGUGCUAAAUGUUGAAAGAACAGUUUGUGUCUGUGGGACCUCCUUUGAGUCUAUCCUCCAGAUUACCUUCUGAAGGUUGUCAUGACAAUCUGGCAAAAGGCAGGAAAACACCCAAAGCCAAAACCUCUUCGAUCCUACCCUGUCCCUCAAAAACCUAGCCCUUGUUGCUUUUUGGCUUCAAGUCCAGAUCUCUGCUCCUAGAGGGGUAUGGAUUCUCCUCUCAUCCAGACCACCACUAGCCACGUUUGCUAUAUGAUCUGGAAAGUGAUCAUUUCGUUUGCAUAUUGGGUGUGAGUCACAGUACUUUGCUUUGUGCACAAGAAUAAACGUAUGCCCCAUACGUUCUUUUGCUGUCUUCU